CAUCGUCUCCAUCCCGCCAAGCGCCGCUCAACAACGACUACAACAGCGGCAAGCUCGACGGCGAGACACCCAAACACCGCGCACACACCAUGAAGGCAAACUACGUCUUCCAAAACCUGUGCGGCACCGUCUACCGCCAGGGCAACGUGCUCUUCACCCCCGAUGGCAACAGCGUCCUCUCGCCUGUCGGGAACCGCGUGAGCGUGUUCGACUUGAUCAAUAACAAGUCGCGCACGCUCCCGUUCGAGAACAGGAAGAACAUUGCGUGUAUCGGCCUGUCACCCGAUGGCCAGGUGCUCAUCUCUAUUGACCAGGAUGGCCGCGCGCUCCUCGUUCACUUCCGCAAGGGCACCGUCCUUCACCACAUGAACUUCCAGAAGCCCGUCUCGACCAUCUCGUUCGCCCCGAACGGCAAGUACUUUGCCAUCGGCCACGGCAACCACAUCCAGGUGUGGAACACGCCGUCGCAUCUCGCAAGGGAGUUUGCGCCGUUCGUCCUGCACCGCGAGUACACUGGCCACCAGGAUGAGGUGACGAGCAUCUACUGGAGCCGCUCGAGCAAGUACUUCCUUACAACGUCCCGCGACAUGACUGCGCGCCUGUACACCCUCGACCCGCUCGAGGGCUUCAAGCCCAAGUCGUUUGGCGGGCACCGUGAUGUUGUCAUCGGCGCCUGGUUCUCGGAGGACGAGAAGACUAUCUACACCGUUUCGCGCGACGGCGCCGUCUUCACCUGGAACGCCAAGAAGACGACUGCGGAGGACGACUCGGACGUGGAGAUGGAUGUGCUCGACUUGCCUUCGACGUCGGCGUCCGCAGCCACCGUUGCCGAGUUCGCGCCUGCGUACACUCGUUGGGGCAUCACCACCCGUCACUUCUUCAACCAGGCCAACACCAAGGUAGCCUGCGCUACCUUCCACCCUGGUACCUCUCUCCUCAUUGUCGGCUUCUCCACAGGUGUCUUCGGUCUCUGGGAGAUGCCCGACUUCACCCCGGUCCACACCCUGUCCAUCUCGAACGAGAAGAUCUCGUCAGUUGCCGUCUCGGCGUCUGGCGAGUGGCUCGCUUUCGGCGCCAGCAAGCUCGGCCAGCUCCUCGUCUGGGAGUGGCAGAGUGAAAGCUAUGUGCUCAAGCAGCAGGGUCACUACUUCGACAUGAACACGCUCGCGUUCAGCCAGGAUGGCCAGAACAUUGCCACAGGAGGCGAGGACGGCAAGGUCAAGCUGUGGAACGCGUCCAGCGGUUUCUGCUACGUCACCUUCCCGGAACAUACAGCCUCCAUCUCCUCGGUUGAGUUCGCCAAGCAGGGCCAGGUCCUGUUCUCGGCGUCGUUGGACGGCACGGUGCGCGCCUUCGACCUGAUCCGCUACCGCAACUUCAGGACAUUUACCUCGCCCACGCCAGUGCAGUUCUGCUCGCUGGCCGUCGACCCCAGUGGAGAGGUUGUCUGUGCCGGCUCGCUCGACACGUUCGAGAUCUACAUGUGGUCUGUGCAGACGGGCAAGCUCCUCGACAUCCUCUCAGGUCACACCGCCCCUGUUUCCGGCCUGUCGUUCUCUCCCUCCGGCGAGCGGCUCGCUUCUUCCAGCUGGGACCGAAGCGUCAGGUUAUGGGGCGUCUUUGGGCGCUCCCGUGAGAGCGAGCCGAUCACUGUCAGCUCGGAGGCUACAGCCCUCGCCUUCCGACCGGACGGCAAGGAGCUCGCCGUCACCACCCUCGACGGCCAGAUCAGCUUUGUGGACGUUGCCGAGGGCGAAAUCAAGAGCGUCAUCGAGGGCAGGAGAGAUAUCUCGGGUGGUCGCAAGGCCGAGGACAGGAUGAGCGCCGCCAACAAUGCCGCGUCAAAGUACUUCAACUCGGUCUGCUGGACGGCCGACGGUAGCUGCGUCAUUGCCGGCGGCAGUUCCAAGUACGUGGUGAUCUACGACCGUGCGGACGGUGUCAUGGUCAAGAAGUUCCAGAUCUCGGAGAACCUCUCACUGGACGGCACGCAGGAGAUGCUCGACUCGAGGAGGUUGACGGAGGCUGGCUCAUUGGAUGCUCUCGACGACAAUGGAAACGCGUCGGACCUCGAGGACCGUCUCGACAACUCCCUGCCCGGAGCCCAGAAGGGCGACCUCAGCAAGCGCAAGUACAAGCGCGACGCUCGCACCAACUGUGUGCGGUUCAGCGCCACUGGCCGGUCAUGGGCGGCCGCCAGCACCGAAGGAUUGCUCCUCUACUCUCUGGACGAGAGCACAACAUUCGACCCGAUCGACCUGAGCCUCGACCUGACACCGGAGAGCACGCUCGAGACCCUCGCCAAGGGCGAGCACCUGAUCGCGCUGGUCAUGGCGCUGCGGUUGAACGAGAAGCCCCUUAUCCAGAGGGUGUACGAGUCGAUCCCGGCCGCUGAAGUGCGUCUCGUGGCGCGCCAGCUGCCCACGGUCUACGUCCAGCGUCUGCUGUCGUUCAUUGCUGAGCACGCCGAGUCGUCACCCCACGUCGAGUUUGACCUUGUGUGGGUGGCGGCGAUGCUCACAUCGCACGGACGGUGGCUCAAGGAGCGCAAGGCCGAGAACGCGUCCGUGUUCCGUGCGCUGCAGAAGAGCGUGCAGGCGUGGGAGAGCAGCGUUGCCAAGCAGUGCAACGACAACUCGUUCACGCUGUCGUAUCUCAUCUCGCAAUCGAAGCGGGCCGAGGUAUCAAAUGGCAACGAGAACGGUGGCAUUGUCUACUAGGUAUUAUCAGGGUUCAGGUUUAGAGAGAGGCAUAUGCAUUGAUAGCAC
This is a messenger RNA of Vanrija pseudolonga, 2768 nucleotides long. RefSeq names its product Periodic tryptophan protein 2 (gene SPBC713.04c). Gene Ontology annotation, molecular function: protein binding. NCBI's taxonomy places the organism in Eukaryota, Fungi, Basidiomycota, Tremellomycetes, Trichosporonales, Trichosporonaceae. The record is from RefSeq and is a predicted model, not a curated record. The transcript has 5 exons. Bases 90 to 2720 code for a protein of 876 amino acids. Gene Ontology annotation, cellular component: small-subunit processome; Pwp2p-containing subcomplex of 90S preribosome. Gene Ontology annotation, biological process: ribosomal small subunit assembly; maturation of SSU-rRNA from tricistronic rRNA transcript (SSU-rRNA, 5.8S rRNA, LSU-rRNA).